GCCAGGCCUGGUUUACUCUCGCUCGCUCGCUGUGCUGUCCCCGGGGUUUAGUGUGGGUCUCGGCGAGUAGCCCAUCCCCCGGGGUUUGCCCAAGGGGUGAAUGGAAAGAACGUGAAGCGGACAGUAUCGGGGUCCCUGUGCUGUUGUCCGCCUUCCUGCGCCCACGCCAUCCUGCCGCCUUGCCUCGGCAGGAAGUGGGGCCAGCGGGCCCCAACCCUGCUGCGCUCUGGUGUUGUGCUGUAGACCUCGCCUUUAAUUCUAGUCGUGGGCUCCUGUGAGCUGACCACUGUGGACGACUGGGUGGGAGGGCAUCCGAAUGGCUGAGCGCUGGUGCCCUGGUGGUGGGAAGGAGGGAACCCGGUGGGUUGCCCUUGACAGGAAGGGACGCGAUGGUGUGCCCAGGAGUUGAGAUGUCUGACCAGGAUGGCAUUUAGAGAACAGAAAUGCCAAAUCAUCCACAGGGCUCAGUUCCAUGAGCUUAUGGUGGUUGGAGCCCGAAGGACAGCAAGAAACUGUUUUCAAUGGCUUCGCUGGUGGCUUAUGACGACUCGGACUCAGAGGCUGAGAGCGAGCCCGCGGGAAGCGUCAUUGCCGCCGGCCAGGUGGAAGACACUCGCGAUGCGGUCCACGCGCGUGACCAGGGUUCCGCACCGGGAGCCCUGGGCGGGAUGGAAGGGGGCGUGCCGCCCACGAAGCACCGUUCUUCCGAAGACCCCGCUGGCCCUCGUCUCCCGCCGGCGCGGCUCUGGGGAAGCGGCCCAGGGUCUUGCCCCAGCCAGAGGCUGCAGUGGCCCGCGACAGAGCCUGAGGUCGCCGUCGCCACAGGCGAGCCUCCUCGUGCUUCCCUGUGGCUCAGUCACGUCCCUGCUGGCCACGUGCCCCUGGCAGCGGCCCUGGUUAAGCAGGGGAAGCCCUCCUGGGGAACUUACGACCCCCCGGAACCCCCUCUCUGUGCCCGAACCCAGCCUGGAGCCCCAGGCGCGCCAGGCAGCCCUGUUCAGAAGAAGAGGCGUGAGGACUGCGUUGUGCCCUAUACCCCGAAGAGGCUGAGGCAGUUGCAAGCACUGAGCACGGAGACAGGCAAGAGCAAAGCUGCGGAAGCCAGGGGUCCCUCCGCGGGGCGCGCCCCGGCCCCGCUCUGCAUGGAGCCCCGGGUGUCUGAGUUUAUUCAGCCCCAUUUGGACACUCAGUACAAAGAAACCCAGAUUUCCAGGAAGGUGCUCUUUCACCUGCGAGGCCACCGGGGCCCCGUCAACAGCAUCCAGUGGUGUCCGGUGCUUUCGAGGAGCCACAUGUUUCUCUCCGCUUCCAUGGAUAAAACCUUCAAGGUGUGGAAUGCCGUGGACUCGGGGGGCUGCCUACAGACCUACCGCCCACACAGCGAGGCCGUGCGGGCCGCCCGGUGGUCCCCCUGCGGCCGGUGCGUCCUCAGCGGCGGCUUCGACUGCGCCCUGCACCUCACGGACCUCGAGACAGGAGCCCAGACGUUCAGCGGGCAAAGUGACUUCCGCGUGACCGCCGUGAAGUUCCACCCGAAGGACCACAGCCUCUUUGUGUGCGGGGGCUUCGGCCCCGAGGUCAAAGCCUGGGACGUCAGGGCCGGCAAGGUGGUGAGGAGCUACAAGGCGACCGUCCAGCAGACCCUGGACAUCCUCUUCCUCCAGGAAGGCUCCGAGUUUCUGAGCAGCACGGACGCCUCGAGCCGGGACUCGGCCGACCGCACCAUCAUCGCCUGGGACUUCCGGAGCUCUGCCAAGAUCUCCAACCAGAUUUUCCAUGAGAGGUACACCUGCCCCAGCCUGGCCUUGCACCCGCGGGAGCCGGUGUUCCUGGCGCAGACCAACGGCAACUACCUCGCCCUCUUCUCCGCGGUGUGGCCCUACCGGAUGAGCAGGAGGCGGCGCUACGAAGGGCACAAGGUGGAGGGCUACUCGGUGGGCUGCGAGUGCUCCCCGGACGGCGACCUGCUGGUGACGGGCAGCGCCGACGGCCGGGUCCUGCUGUACUGCUUCCGCACGGCCAGCCGCGCGCGCACGCUGCACGGGCACACGCAGGCCUGCGUGGGCGCCACCUUCCACCCCGUGCUGCCCUCCGUCCUCGCCACCUGCUCCUGGGAGGGCGACGUUAAGAUCUGGCACUGAGCCUCCGGGGCGGAGCCUUCUGGACCUCUGCCGCCCGCCUGCCCGGCUGCCCCCCUUCGGGGGUGGGGGCUCCCUGUCAGGCCUGGCUGGAAGCCGCCUGCCCCGCCGCGCCCCUCAGUCUCCCCGUCUGUGGGAUGGGGAUGAGAGACCCUGGUGUCGGGGCUGUGAGGGCUGCGUCAGCGAGGGCGCGGGCGCCCCACUCGUGACUACAGUAAAGUGGGAGCUGCGCUGUCACUCAGGUGGUCUUUGGAAAG
Phyllostomus hastatus (greater spear-nosed bat) is the source of this 2395-nucleotide messenger RNA. It is a transcript of the gene WDR25, whose product is annotated as WD repeat domain 25. The record is from RefSeq and is a predicted model, not a curated record. The coding region runs from base 522 to 2141 and encodes 539 amino acids. The transcript has 7 exons. Gene Ontology annotation, molecular function: protein binding. Lineage: Eukaryota; Metazoa; Chordata; Mammalia; Chiroptera; Phyllostomidae.